Protopolystoma xenopodis is the source of this 420-nucleotide messenger RNA. The record is from the annotation of a GenBank genome assembly. NCBI's taxonomy places the organism in Eukaryota, Metazoa, Platyhelminthes, Monogenea, Polystomatidea, Polystomatidae.
ACGGUUAUAUACUGCGCACUUAUUAGUUGCAUAAAUCUCCGAGGCUGUAGCUGUCCUGCAUACGAGUUGGGAAAAGUGCAGGUUAGCCUCUCAAGUUGGCUUGCUCGUUUUGCUGUCCUGAGCCCGUCCAAGCUGAAGCUGCUUCCCUGCUUGCCUCCGAGACUGUUAGGGGCGACAAGACAACCAAAAAUCAAGGAGCAAGUUGGUCUCUUUAAGAAGGGUCUACUGAUGAGUCUGGUGAGAGAUGCAGUGGCGUUUUGUACCUCCGUCAAACAGGAGGAUGAAUGGUUGUCUUAUAGGAAUGGGGACAGGUCGACCGACGUGAACAUAAAGGACUGCCUAUCUGUCAGUGCAAGCUUAAGAGAAGAUGAUUCGACCCAUCGGAAAGCCAGUGUCUGGGGAAUUCGCGCACAGUUCUGA